CAGAGCAGGUGUUUUUGUUCUGUUCAGUUGUUCACUAGUUGAAUUAUACACAGGGCUGUUGAGAUUUUUUAGUCAACUUAUAGAAGUGGUUAAUAUGUCUGAUUCUGAGUGAUAUGACGAGGUUGCGUUUCAAGAUUAUCGAUAAAACCCGAGAGGUUAGCUACUCUUGCUAGUGGGGCUAUGUUUUUUGUCAAAUAAUAAAUAAAUAAACAUACAAUGAACAACGUCCUGACGUUGCCCAUAAGGACAGUUGGUCAGAAAAUAGCAGCUGGAGAAAUUCGGCCCUCCGAACUGGCCAAAGCGGCAUUGAAAGUGACUUUGGUGACAAAGCCUUUGAACGCCUUCGUGACCGUGACCGCGAAGCUCGCCGAGCAACAGGCCUUAGAAUCUGACGAGAGGCAGAGGAAAAAUGGGCUUCUGGGCAGCCUCGACGGUGUUCCCAUUGCUGUCAAGGAUAAUUUUUGUGUUGCUGAUCAACCGACGACCUGUGCAUCUUUGAUGCUGGCUAACUUUGUGCCUGGCUAUGAUGCCACUGUUUACAAAAAGCUAAAGGCGUCUGGUGCGGUGCUCAUUGGGAAAACUAACUUGGAUCAAUUUGCCAUGGGUUCUGGUACCGUGGAUUCUUACUUUGGACCUUCUAAAAAUCUUUGGGGGUCGGAAGUCAUGAAAAACUACGAUUUUGAUGAUUAUUUUCAUAACAAAGAAAUUUACUGCCCAGAAGCACUAUCCAAGACUGACAACUGGAAUAUAGCUGGUGGCAGUAGUGGUGGUUCAGCAAUUGCUGUUUCUACAGGUUCUUGCUUUGCAGCCCUUGGUUCGGACUCUGGUGGUUCCACUCGUAAUCCAGCCUCUUACUGUGGACUAGUUGGUUUGAAACCCACGUAUGGAUUGGUCUCUAGGAAUGGUCUUAUACCUCUAGUCAAUUCGUUGGAUGUUCCUGGUAUUCUUACAAGAACAGUAGACGAUGCUGUUAUAAUGCUCAAUACCCUUGCUGGUCCAGAUCCACUCGAUUCUACGACUCUGAAAAAACCCUUUACACCUUUUGAGCUUCCAUCACCAUUGGAUAUUAGUGGACUCAGAAUAGGUGUUCCCAAAGAAUAUAAAAGUUCGUCCUUAACAGAAGAAAUGAGCUCCAACUGGGCUGAAGUAAGUCAACUGCUGGAGGAGGCUGGAGCUAGAAUACUACCAGUUUCUUUGCCCCACACAGAAUAUUCCAUUGUUUGCUACUCUGUCUUAAACCAAUGUGAAGUUGCUAGCAACAUGGCACGAUACGACGGACUAGAGUACGGCCACAGAGCAUACGAGAACACUUCUGUGGAAGAGCUCUAUGCCAAAACAAGGAGUGAAGGCUUUAACGACGUCGUUCGCAGUCGAAUACUUGCCGGCAAUUAUUUCCUACUGGCAGAAAAUUACGAAGAUUACUUUGUUCGCGCUAUGAAAGUUAGAUCACUGAUAGCUCAAGAUUUUGAAAAUGUCUGGCAGUCAGGGGUAGAUUUGCUACUAACGCCAACGACGCUCAGUGACGCACCGACUUACCGUGAUUUCAUAAGCGAGGACAACCAGACACAGUGCUCUGUUCAAGACUUUUGCACUCAGCCAGCUAACAUGGCCGGCAUACCAGCUGUCAGCAUACCAAUAAAACUGUCAAGGAGAGGACUGCCUCUGUCCCUGCAGUUAAUGGCUCCAAAGCUGUGCGAAGAGAGAUUAUUGGGUGUUGCGAAAUGGAUCGAAGACGUGGUUAAGUUCCCCAGACUAGUCAUCAAAGAAGAAAGCCUGAGAGACUAAAGGUUUUUUUUUUUUUUUUUCUUUUUGUUUAUUUUAUUGUAUA
Messenger RNA from Copidosoma floridanum, 1828 nucleotides. RefSeq names its product glutamyl-tRNA(Gln) amidotransferase subunit A, mitochondrial (gene GatA). Gene Ontology annotation, molecular function: glutaminyl-tRNA synthase (glutamine-hydrolyzing) activity. Gene Ontology annotation, biological process: mitochondrial translation; glutaminyl-tRNAGln biosynthesis via transamidation. The record is from RefSeq and is a predicted model, not a curated record. Gene Ontology annotation, cellular component: glutamyl-tRNA(Gln) amidotransferase complex; mitochondrion. NCBI's taxonomy places the organism in Eukaryota, Metazoa, Arthropoda, Insecta, Hymenoptera, Encyrtidae.